AAUCAAUUGGGCCACUCCUAUUCGCAACGGGAACCAAAAAAAAAAAAAAUACAAAACUUUUAUUGAUAAUCAGAAACAUAACAUCGUAAUUCAGUCGAUUAGUUAACACCGCGAUUAACAACACUAGUAGUGCCUGCUUCUGAAGAAUGAUUGCAUUUAUCAGUGCAGUCAGUGAAACACUGAUCGCUGCCCUCGCGAUCGCACUUCUUCAAGCAAUCGGCCAAGCACUUGUCGAAGUCCUCCUUCACGAUUCCCAUAACGACAUGCUGCCUUCCCACCAUCAUCAUCGCAGCCACCACCAGCAACAACUGUUGGCCCGCCUCAUGUGGCUCAACAAUGGCCAACGAGGCCAAGCGGUGGUAAUUAAAAAAAAAAAAAAAAACAAAUAUUAAAGCACCGAAAAUGCAGCUAGAGCUUUGAUCUUCCAACUAUCCCAUUUAUUGUGAGGCACUCUAAAAUGCCUAUAAAAGGCAACGAGUUUGGCCUCUGAAAAUCAUCCCACCAUUCCAUACUUCUCCAAUUCAUUUGUUCUGCUUCUGUUCGUAUUUCUUUUGUGGGUUUUUGGUAGUGAAACGUUUUCACUACCACGGGUAGAUAGGAGAAUUCUUGUGAGUGAAAUAGUGAGGUUGUUCCGGGAAACACCGAGUGUUCUAUUUCCUUGUAUCUUGAAAUUCUCUGUAACCUACUGUUGCAAUAGUGAAGAAAUACUCUGGAGCUGUUGUUCCCGUGGGCUGGCCCUAAAUCAGGGUAUACCACGUAAAUCCUCUGUGCCAUUUAUUAUUGUCUAUGCUUGUUGUCAUUUUGAGAAUAGUCGUAGUAUAUUGCGUUAUUAAAUUACCGAAGUAAAUUGAUCUAAGUAAGUUGGUUACCGUAAUUCUGGAGGCUCUGCCACCAGGUCCAACUUACCUGUGAACUUUUUACAAGCGUGUGAUUUUUUAAUCCAAUAUAUUUACCCGCUAUUCUCACCCGCUGCGCCCAACAAGUGGUAUCAGAGCCUCGUCCAAUGGAGGCAAAAACAAGCAAGAUGAUAAGUCUGAAUGGCUCCAACUAUCACAUAUGGAGAAACAAGAUGAAGGAUCUCCUACUCGUGACGGAGUUGCAUUUGCCGGUGUUUAGCCCUACUAAACCUGAUGGCAAAACUGAAGAGGAAUGGGAGUUCAAGCAUGAGCAAGUAUGUGGCUACAUUCGACAGUUCGUCGACGAUAAUGUAUACAACCACAUUAGCGGAGAAACUCAUGCCAGAACUCUGUGGAACAAGCUGGAGGCACUUUAUGCAUCAAAGACCGGCAACAACAAAUUAUUUUAUCUGACCAAGUUGGUCCAGAUGAAAUACAAGGAAGGCAAAUCCUUGGCGGAUCACUUGAACGAAAUUCAAGGGAUCGUGGAUCAGUUGUCCGGUAUGGGCAUAAAGAUGGAAGAUGAGGUGGUUGCUCUCCUCGUUCUGGCUUCCCUUCCAGAAUCUUGGGAGACGCUAAAAAUUUCACUUACCAACUCUGCGAAAGAUGGAGUUAUAAACAUGGAGAUUGUCAAAAGCGGAGUCCUGAACGAAGAGAUGCGAAAAAGAUCACAAGGUGCAUCCGCAUCAUCUUCCCAGUCAGACCUUCUGACAGUGGAUUCCAGAAGCAGAGGAAGAAGUGAAGCUAGAGGCUCAAAGCAAAGAGGCAAGAGUCGAGGGAAGUCCAACAAGUUUGCCAACAUCCAAUGUCAUCACUGCAAGGAAAAGGGCCACAUCAGAAGAUUUUGCCCAAAGUUCAGAAAUGAGAGAAAGAAGGGCAAACGAGAUGAGAAUAGUGAUGAUGAUGGUGCAAACUCUGUAGAUGAGUUCAAUAUUGUCUACGAAGAAGAUGUUGUCAACCUGACAACCCAGGAGACAAGCUGGGUGGUUGAUAGUGGUGCUACCAUCCACGUGACGUCCAAGAGAGAAUUUUUCUCAUCUUACACACCAGGUGACUUUGGUGUGGUAAGAAUGGGAAAUGGUAAUCUUUCCAAAGUUAUCGGAAAAGGAGAAGUCUGCUUGGAGACGAUGAAUGGUACGAAGCUACUGCUGAAGGAUGUCAGGCAUGUUCCAGAAAUGCGCCUGAAUCUCAUCUCUGUAGACAAGUUGGAUGAGGAAGGUUACUGCAACACCUUCCACAAUGGCCAGUGGAAACUCACCAGAGGCUCCUUGGUGUUGGCCAAAGGCAAGAAGCUGUCAAAGCUGUAUGUGACGGAAGCCAAGAUCUCCCCAGAGAUUGUCAACUCAGCGGAGAAUGGUGACACAAUUGAAUUGUGGCACAAACGGCUCGGUCACAUGAGUGAGAAGUCCAUGGCAAAGUUGGCCCAGAAGAAAGUCAUAAUUGGGUUGGAUCAUGUUCAUCUAAAGAAGUGUGUCGAUUGCCUAGCGGGAAAGCAAAACCGAGUUGCUUUCAAAAGUUCCAUCCCUUCAAGAGCGAAGAACGUGUUGGAUCUAGUUCACUCAGAUCUCUGUGAACCCGAUGUCAACGUCAAAUCACUUGGAGGUGCCAGAUAUUUCGUGACAUUCAUUGAUGACCAUUCACGAAAGACUUGGGUGUAUACCUUGAAGACCAAGGAUCAGGCCCUAUACGUUUUCAAGCAAUUCCUGGCCCUGGUGGAGAGGGAAACUGGCAAGAAGCUGAAGUGCAUCCGGACUGACAAUGGUGGAGAGUACAAAGGUCCGUUUGCUACCUUCUGCAAGGAACACGGAAUUAGGCAGCAAUUCACACCACCAAAGACGCCGCAAUUGAAUGGGCUAGCUGAGAGGAUGAACAGGACCCUGCUAGAGAGAGUCAGAUGCUUGUUAUCACACUCGAAGCUACCACAAUCUUUCUGGGGGGAGGCACUGCUUGCAGCAGUUUACGUGUGGAACAGGUCACCCAAUGUGCCACUGAAGUAUGACGCCCCAGAGAAGGUGUGGACAGGAAAAGAAGUUUCCUACAAACAUUUGCGAGUGUUUGGUUGCAAGGCCUUUGUCCAUAUUCCAAAGGAUGAAAGGUCAAAGUUGGAUUCAAAGACGCGACCGUGCGUAUUCAUUGGCUAUGGUCAAAAUGAGUUUGGCUAUAGAUUCUUUGACCCAAUCCAGAAGAAGCUUAUCAGAAGCCGUGAUGCUGUGUUCAUCGAAAAUGAGACCAUCGAAGAUGUUGUUGCUAGGAAAGAAGUUCCUAGUACUGAUUCUAGUCAACCAAGCCUUGGGCUAGUACCUCCAACGCCGGCGCUUACAGAAGUUGGAGAAGAAGCACAACAUGAUCAGCCUGAGAUAGUUGAACAAGAUGCUCCUGUGGAGGUUCAACCAGAAGAUGCUGAUGACGAUGGUCAACCACCAGCCAUUGAGGGUUCUCCUGUUCAAAUGACGAGAUUUGGUAGGGUCACACGACGCUCUACCAGAUAUCCUGAGACUGAAUACGUGUCACUUACUGACGGGGGAGAACCAGAAAGUUUCACAGAAGCUAUGAAUGAUGAACACAAGCAAAGGUGGAUAGAAGCCAUGCAAGACGAGAUGGAUUCCUUGUAUGAGAACAAGACAUUUGAGCUGGUGAAAUUGCCCAAAGGCAAGAGAGCUUUGAAGAACAAGUGGGUGUUCAAGAUUAAACAUGAUGAACACAACCGUCAGCCACGCUUCAAAGCCAGACUAGUCGUGAAAGGCUUCAGUCAAAGGAAAGGCAUUGACUUUGACGAGAUAUUUUCACCUGUGGUGAAGAUGACAUCCAUUCGUACUGUGUUGGGACUAGCAGCAAGUCUUAACCUGGAGGUUGAACAAAUGGAUGUGAAAACUGCUUUCCUUCAUGGUGAUUUGGAGGAAGAGAUUUACAUGGAGCAACCAGAAGGCUUCAAGAAGGAGAAAAAGGAGGACUAUGUGUGCAGGCUCCGUAAGAGCUUGUAUGGCUUAAAGCAGGCACCAAGACAGUGGUAUAAGAAGUUUGAGUCUGUUAUGGGGGAGCAAGGCUACAUGAAGACUACUUCAGACCACUGCGUGUUCGUGAAGAAAUUUCCUGAUGGAGAUUUCAUCAUACUUUUGCUCUAUGUGGAUGAUAUGCUAAUUGCUGGGCAAAACGUCUCAAAGAUCAAUGAUUUGAAGAAGGAGUUAAGCAAGUCUUUUGCCAUGAAAGACUUGGGACCAGCAAAGCAAAUUCUUGGCGUGAGGAUCGUUCGGGAUCGAGGUGCUAAGAAGAUAUGGUUGUCACAAGAGAAGUACAUUGAGAAAGUACUUCAACGUUUCAACAUGGAUAAUUCUAAGGCGGUUAGCUGUCCUCUUGCUAACCACUUUACAUUGACAUCCAAACAGAGCCCGUCUACUGAGAAGGAAAAGGCGGAGAUGGAUAAAAUUCCAUAUGCUUCAGCAGUGGGAAGUUUGAUGUACGCCAUGGUGUGUACAAGGCCAGAUAUUGCUCAUGCAGUUGGAGUUGUCAGUCGGUUUCUUUCCAAACCAGGAAAGGAACAUUGGGAAGCUGUGAAGUGGAUCCUCAGAUACCUUCGAGGUAGCUCCAAAAUGAGUCUAUGUUUUGGAGAUGGUGAACCUGUCCUUGUUGGCUAUACAGAUGCUGACAUGGCAGGUGAUGUUGAUUCGAGGAGGUCCACUUCUGGGUACCUGAUUACCUUAUCAGGGGGAGCAAUAUCGUGGCAGUCAAGGCUACAAAAAUGUGUAGCUCUUUCCACAACAGAAGCUGAGUACAUAGCAGCAACGGAAGCGUGCAAGGAGAUGAUAUGGAUGAAGAAGUUCCUGAAUGAACUUGGGUUCCUACAGGAACAACCACAGUUGUUCUGUGACAGUCAGAGUGCUAUUCAUCUUGCGAAGAAUGCUUCAUUUCAUGCUCGAUCAAAACAUAUCGAUGUUCGAUAUCACUGGAUUCGUGAUGUACUUGAAAUGAAGCAGCUACAACUGGAGAAGAUCCAUACUGACGAAAAUGGAUCUGACAUGUGUACCAAGACUCUUCCAAGAGAAAAGUUUGAGUUCUGUCGAUCAGCUGCAGGAAUGAUGAAGUCGCCCAUGUAGUCGGGCGGGGGAGAAUUGUUGGCCCGCCUCAUGUGGCUCAACAAUGGCCAACGAGGCCAAGCGGUGGUAAUUAAAAAAAAAAAAAAACAAAUAUUAAAGCACCGAAAAUGCAGCUAGAGCUUUGAUCUUCCAACUAUCCCAUUUAUUGUGAGGCACUCUAAAAUGCCUAUAAAAGGCAACGAGUUUGGCCUCUGAAAAUCAUCCCACCAUUCCAUACUUCUCCAAUUCAUUUGUUCUGCUUCUGUUCGUAUUUCUUUUGUGGGUUUUUGGUAGUGAAACGUUUUCACUACCACGGGUAGAUAGGAGAAUUCUUGUGAGUGAAAUAGUGAGGUUGUUCCGGGAAACACCGAGUGUUCUAUUUCCUUGUAUCUUGAAAUUCUCUGUAACCUACUGUUGCAAUAGUGAAGAAAUACUCUGGAGCUGUUGUUCCCGUGGACUGGCCCUAAAUCAGGGUAUACCACGUAAAUCCUCUGUGCCAUUUAUUAUUGUCUAUGCUUGUUGUCAUUUUGAGAAUAGUCGUAGUAUAUUGCGUUAUUAAAUUACCGAAGUAAAUUGAUCUAAGUAAGUUGGUUACCGUAAUUCUGGAGGCUCUGCCACCAGGUCCAACUUACCUGUGAACUUUUUACAAGCGUGUGAUUUUUUAAUCCAAUAUAUUUACCCGCUAUUCUCACCCGCUGCGCCCAACAACAACAGCCAUACCGAAGCAGCCAGAGACUAUCUUCUGCACUCCAUAUCUUAUCUUUUUCCCCCACAAGAAUUGGAAAAUACUUUUAGUUGUGAGUACUCUAUUUACAUUCUUCUUCUUCUUCUUCUUCUUCUUCUUUUAUACUGAAGAAAAUGGUCGCCGGUAUGCGUUUAGUGCGAGCGAUGUACAUAUGGAAAUCGUAAGUUACAGGUCGAAGAAUCGUCUCCGUAAGGAAAUUGCAAUCUCGAGAAUGUGAAACAAAAAGUUUGAAUCUGACCAUUUUACAUUUUCAAUUAUAGUAGCAAAUUUUCUCGAAUCUUAUCGUUAAAAAUCCUCUAUUCUUAUGGAAGGCACGAUUCCGGUCAUAAAACCUUUACCAUUUCGGCUUUAGCUACGAUUCUGCCAUACAAAGGCAUGGAAUUAAUAGCUCAGCUGUAGAAUCGUUAACCACACGAUGUUGUUGGUUCCCACCUUGAGCUGGCCCGUAAAGUCAACAUUGUGGUUCGAAACGUCGUGCCACAUGGCCUUGAUGCGAAGUUGUCCUAUCCCCAAACUAGUUUGGGCAAAACGACGUUGUUGUUUUCCUCCACAACAUCGCGAAUUUGUAAGAUCGCUUAGCUCGCGAUGUCGUUUAGAUUUGCAUCAUACAAUCUCAUGAUGCCACUGAUCUGGCGUCACCGUUGAGUUAUGCAGUUUUGAGCUUGUGCAAUUUCAAACCCGCAAGCCGCGAGUUACUCGCGACAUCACUUAGCUUCAUGGCGUUGUCGAACUAGCGACAUUGCCAACCUCGCGGCAUCGUUGAGAUCGUCGUCGAUGUUACCUACCGCGGUGUCAUUGAGCUCUCAAAUUCACAAUUUGAAUUCGCGACACGUUCAUCUUUGUGGCAUUGUCAAACUCGCAACGCCGUCGAUCUCGCGACAUCGUCAAACUCGCAUCGCCACUGAUCUCUCUACAUCGCUUACAACCGCAGUAUUGUUUAUCUCGCGGCACCGAUGACUCACGCCGCCACCAAAUUAUUUUAGGUGUAAACAAAAAUACAAAAUAUCUAGAUGACUCAAUCCCCCUUAAAUUACUACUAUUUUUCCUAAUUAAAAAAGACAUUUGAC
Molecule: messenger RNA, 6778 nt
Organism: Linum trigynum
Lineage: Eukaryota; Viridiplantae; Streptophyta; Magnoliopsida; Malpighiales; Linaceae
Source: the annotation of a GenBank genome assembly